Messenger RNA from Candidozyma pseudohaemuli, 1827 nucleotides. RefSeq lists its product as uncharacterized. The record is from RefSeq and is a predicted model, not a curated record. Gene Ontology annotation, biological process: transcription initiation at RNA polymerase II promoter. Bases 1 to 1827 code for a protein of 608 amino acids. Lineage: Eukaryota; Fungi; Ascomycota; Pichiomycetes; Serinales; Metschnikowiaceae. Gene Ontology annotation, cellular component: transcription factor TFIID complex. The transcript has a single exon.
AUGGCAGAAUCGCCAGAACCAACGGAGCCGACAAAUGUCGCGCAUAGAACACGCAACGCAGGCCGUCGAGAUUCAAUAGACAAAGAAGCACAAGAGAAAAAGAAGUUCGAUAAGGAAAGAGCUCGUAUCAUCAAAGAAAGUCUAAAAAGCGACUAUGUGGAACCAGAUAAGCGCCACUUGGGCCAUCUACUGCAUCUCACUGCUCCCCACGGCGACAAAACCGCUUGCAUAGAACCAAUGGACUUUCAGCUACGGAAGUUUGCUGGUUUGAUUGUUACUACUCAUAAAGCAAAGCCCCAGUUUUCAGAAGAGUUCAUAGACGAAUUGGGGAACUUGGCUUCGGAAUACUUGCAUAAACUAAUAGGGCUGCUUCACAAGUACACGGAAGUGCAGAGACACAAGAGACCUGGAGUUCAUGAUUUGGAUAUUUGUUUCCACAACAACUGUAUUAGCCCUGGUUCUUUGUACCUGGAGUACGAGCGAAGCCGGGUGUUGCCUGAGGCGACGAAAUUGCAUAAGAACACUUUGGACAGACAAGCCAAUCAGCUUUUGGAUGACUUCUAUGCUGAAGAGUUCCAUCUAGAUAAGAACGAUCCAUCCGCAGUGUUCCACGCCAACGACCAGCAUGAGGUGGCCUCCUUAAUCCCAAGACAGCUGCUGAGGCCAUCAUAUAUUCCUGACUACUUCCCUACGCUUCCGCCUGACUACACAUACCAAAACACGGGUAACUACAUGAAGACAAUCACAGAACUCAAGCAGAUCAAGCUCAAGUUGGUGGAAGAGCUGAGACUCAACGAGGGGUCCUUGUACAAGCUCAUUGACCGCGAGAUGCCCGAAGAGGCUGUGCUUUCAGAAUUGGAUUCAGAUGACGAGGAUAUCAUGAGUGUUUCUGGAGAGGGCCAUGCCACUGAUGUCGAGUCACCUCAGGAGGCAAAUGCAGAGGCGAGUGAAACAAAAGAGAAGCCCAAGGGAGACGAGAGUCAGUCAGCUCCCGAAGAACCCAAACCUCCUUCAAAUACCAAACGUUUCGAUUUCGUGGACUACGCAAUGAGGCGAAAGGCUGCCAAGGAGAGAGCAGCCAAGAAGCUUGCAGCACAUAGGAAGAAAAGAGAGGACGACAUUCUCUUGAAGCGCGAGAAAAAAUAUUCACCAUACGCCACGGCUUUGCCUACAGCGGAGGACAAUGCUUUCUACGAGCUGUUCCUACAAAAGAGCCUCAAGCGAGUCGUCAAGGCGACCAAAGAGGCUCAUGAGAAGAAACGUGCUAAGAUCGCCGAGUUGCUUGAGGAGAGAGCCAGACAAGAGAAGGAGCAGGAGAAGAACGCCGGAUCUUUCGAAUUCGGCUUUGCAUUCAACCCCAACGCCAAUGUUCUGGAUGAGAGUGAAGAGGAAGACGAUGUUGGUGAGCUCGAUUUUGGUGACGACUUCAAACUCGUGGAAAACAGAACUGACGUUGCAGGCAAGAGGCCCUCCAGCGGAAGCGAUCAAACUGCUCAGCCAACCAGUGAAGCUGCAGAGCAAAAGGGCGAGGGUGAUUUCGAUAUGAAAGACGCCGACGACGAUGUGGGAGAUCUUGAAAACGAGCUUGACAACGCAUUGAACGAGAACUUGAAUUUACCAGCACCAAUUCCUUUUGAUGAUGGAAUGGAUGGUUUUGAGCUGAGCGACAGCGAUAGUGACGAGGACACCAAUGUGGGCAACCUCAACUUCAACAACAAUGACAACGCGACGCAGCCACAGGAACCCGCUACGACGACUACGUUCGAGAUGAACUUCCCACCGGAGGUCUCUGAGGAGUCCGAAGAAGACGACAUGAUCGACAUGUAA